CCCUAGGCAACCUGAGGAAGACAGAGCAGAGACACUUUCCAUACCAACCUUUCAGGAGAUUCUCUCAAAGUAACCAACAUCAGAUCUCAGGAUGGGGGAUGCCUUGAUGGCAGAGUUUGGGGCAGCAGCUCCUUUUCUGAGGAAGUCAGACAAGGAACGUCUGGAGGCCCAGACUCGUUAUUUUGACAUGAAGAAGAACUGCUUUGUGCCUGACCCAGAGGUUGAGUACGUCAAGGCACUAAUAAGCAGUAGAGAUGGGGACAAAGUCACUGUUGAAACUGAGUUUGGGAAGACAACAACACAUAAGGAGGAUGACAUCCAUCCCCAGAACCCGCCAAAGUUUGAUAAAAUUGAGGACAUGGCGAUGUUCACCUUCCUGCACGAGCCUGCUGUGCUGUUUAACCUCAAAGAGCGUUAUGCAGCCUGGAUGAUCUACACCUACUCAGGACUGUUCUGUGUGACUGUCAACCCCUACAAGUGGCUGCCAGUGUACGAUCAGUCAGUUGUCAAUGCUUACAGAGGCAAGAAGAGGAGUGAAGCUCCUCCUCACAUCUUCUCCAUCUCUGACAAUGCCUACCAGUACAUGCUGUCAGACAGGGAAAAUCAAUCUGUACUGAUCACUGGAGAAUCCGGUGCAGGAAAGACUGUGAACACCAAGAGAGUCAUCCAGUACUUGGCCAGCAUUGCAGCUGUUGGUGGAAAGAAGGAUGCCGCACAGGAGAAAAAGGGCACCCUGGAGGAUCAAAUCAUCCAGUGUAACCCUGCCCUGGAGGCUUUUGGUAAUGCCAAGACCAUCAGAAAUGACAACUCCUCCAGAUUCGGAAAAUUCAUCAGAAUUCAUUUUGGAGUGAGUGGGAAGCUUUCAUCCGCAGACAUUGAAACUUAUCUCCUGGAGAAGUCACGUGUCACUUUCCAGCUCAAGGCUGAGAGAGACUACCACAUCUUCUACCAGAUCCUGUCUCAACAGAAGCCAGAACUGUUGGAUAUGCUGCUUAUCACCACCAACCCCUAUGAUUACGCCUUCAUCUCCCAAGGAGAGAUUACUGUAACAUCCAUUGUUGAUUCUGAUGAGCUGGUUGCUACUGAUGAAGCCUUUGAUGUGCUGGGGUUCACCCAAGAGGAAAAGAACGGCAUUUACAAGAUGAUUGGUGCCAUCAUGCACAUGGGCAACAUGAAGUUCAAGAACAAGCAGAGGGAAGAGCAGGCAGAGCCAGAUGGCACUGAGGAUACCGACAAAGUGGCGUACCUGAUGGCCUUGAACUCUGCUGACCUGAUCAAGGGUCUCUGCCACCCAAGGGUCAAAGUAGGAAACGAGUGGGUCACCAAAGGUCAAAGUGUCCAGCAGGUGUACUACUCCAUUGGUGCUCUGUCCAAGUCAGUGUAUGAGAAGAUGUUCCUGUGGAUGGUGAUUAGAAUCAACCAAUCCCUGGACACCAAGAACGCUCGCCAGCAUUACAUUGGUGUGCUGGACAUUGCAGGCUUUGAGAUCUUUGAUUUCAACACCUUUGAACAGCUGUGCAUCAACUUCACUAAUGAGAAGCUGCAGCAGUUCUUCAAUCACCACAUGUUUGUGCUGGAGCAAGAAGAGUACAAGAAAGAAGGAAUUGUUUGGGUGUUCAUUGACUUUGGCAUGGACUUGGCAGCCUGCAUUGAGCUUAUCGAGAAGCCCAUGGGUAUCAUGUCCAUCCUUGAAGAGGAGUGCAUGUUCCCCAAAGCCAGUGAUGCUACAUUCAAGGCCAAGCUGUAUGACAACCACCUGGGAAAAACUGCCAACUUCCAGAAGCCCAGGAUUAUAAAAGGUCGACCAGAGGCCCAUUUCUCCCUGGUUCACUAUGCUGGUAUCGUUGACUACAACAUUGGUAACUGGCUGGUGAAGAACAAGGACCCUCUGAAUGAGACUGUGGUCGGACUCUUCCAGAAAUCAAGUCUUAAGAUGUUGGCUGUGCUUUUUACUGGCUAUGCUGGUGCUGACGCUGCUGCUGAGUCUGGAGGAGGAAAGAAGAAGAAAGGCUCCUCUUUCCAGACAGUGUCUGCUUUGCACAGGGAGAACCUGAACAAACUCAUGACCAACUUGAGGUCUACUCACCCCCACUUUGUGCGUUGCCUCAUCCCCAACGAGACCAAGACUCCUGGGGCCAUGGAGAACCCUCUGGUCAUGCACCAGCUGCGCUGUAACGGUGUGCUGGAAGGCAUCAGAAUCUGCAGGAAGGGAUUCCCCAACAGGAUUCAGUACGGUGACUUCAAACAAAGAUACCGCAUCCUAAACCCAAAUGUUAUCCCUGAGGGAGCGUUUAUGGACAACAAGAAGGCAGCAGAAAAACUGCUGGGUAGUCUGGACAUUGACCACGAGGAGUAUAGAUUAGGACACACUAAGGUGUUCUUCAAGGCUGGUCUGCUGGGUGUUCUUGAGGAGAUGAGAGACGACCGUCUCUCUCUCAUCAUCACAGGGCUCCAGUCCAGAGCACGUGGUGUACUAGCCAGAAAUGAGUUCCAGAAAAUUGUAGAUCGCAGGGAUGCCCUGCUUGUGAUCCAGUGGAACAUCCGUGCCUUCAUGGGGGUCAAGAAUUGGCCCUGGAUGAAGAUGUUCUUCAAGAUCAAACCUCUGCUUGUCUCAGCCGAGACUGAGAAAGAGAUGGCCAACAUGAAGGAAGAGUUUAUAAAACUUAAAGAAGCUUAUGCUAAAUCUGAAGCCCGUAGGAAGGAGCUGGAAGAGAAAAUGGUCUCCCUUGUCCAGGAGAAGAAUGACCUUCAACUCGCAGUCCAAACUGAACAAGACAGUCUGGGAGAUUCUGAGGAGAGGUGUGAGGGAUUGAUCAAGAGCAAGAUCCAGCUUGAGGCCAAAUCCAAGGAGCUGACUGAAAGACUGGAGGAUGAGGAGGAGAUGAAUGCAGAGCUUACUGCUAAGAAGAGGAAGCUGGAGGAUGAGUGUUCAGAACUCAAGAAAGACAUUGAUGAUCUGGAACUCACUCUGGCCAAAGUGGAGAAGGAGAAGCAUGCCACGGAGAACAAGGUUAAAAACCUGACUGAGGAGAUGGCAGCUCUGGAUGAAAUCAUCGCCAAGCUGACCAAGGAGAAGAAAGCUCUCCAGGAGGCUCACCAGCAGACACUGGACGACCUUCAGAGUGAGGAAGACAAAGUCAACACUCUGACCAAGGCCAAAACCAAGCUGGAACAGCAGGUUGAUGAUCUUGAAGGUUCUCUGGAGCAAGAGAAGAAGGUAAGAAUGGACCUUGAGAGAGCCAAGAGGAAGCUGGAGGGAGACCUGAAGUUGACCCAGGAGAGCCUAAUGGACCUGGAGAACGACAAACAGCAGAUGGAGGAGAGACUGAAGAAGAAGGACUUUGAGAUAAGUCAACUCAGCAGCAAGAUUGAGGAUGAGCAGGCCAUGGGUGCACAGCUUCAGAAGAAACUGAAGGAGCUGCAGGCCCGUAUUGAGGAGCUUGAGGAAGAGCUGGAGGCUGAGAGAGCUGCCCGUGCCAAGGUUGAGAAGCAGAGGGCAGACUUGUCCAGAGAGUUGGAGGAGAUCAGUGAGAGGCUGGAGGAGGCUGGUGGAGCCACUGCUGCCCAGAUUGAGAUGAACAAGAAGAGAGAGGCAGAGUUCCAGAAGGUGCGCAGAGACCUUGAAGAGGCUACUCUGCAGCAUGAGGCUACAGCUGCCACUCUGAGGAAGAAGAAUGCAGACAGUGUGGCCGACCUGGGGGAGCAGAUUGACAACCUUCAGAGAGUGAAGCAGAAGCUGGAGAAGGAGAAGAGUGAGCUCAGGCUGGAGCUGGACGAUGUGGUCUCCAACAUGGAGCAGAUUGUCAAGUCCAAAACAAACUCUGAGAAAAUGUGCAGAACCCUUGAAGAUCAGAUGACUGAAUACAGGACUAAAUCUGAGGAGGGACAGCGAUCCAUCAAUGAUUUCACCAUGCAGAAAGCAAAGCUUCAAACUGAAAAUGGUGAACUUGCUAGGCAACUGGAGGAGAAGGACUCCCUGGUUUCCCAACUGACCAGAGGAAAACAGUCCAACGUUCAGCAGAUUGAGGAUCUCAAAAGACAACUGGAGGAGGAAGUCAAGGCAAAGAAUGCUCUAGCCCAUGCAGUGCAGUCUGCUCGCCAUGACUCAGAGCUGCUGAGGGAGCAGUAUGAGGAGGAGCAGGAGGCCAAGGCUGAGCUGCAGCGCAGCAUGUCCAAGGCUAACUCUGAGGUGGCUCAGUGGAGAACCAAGUAUGAAACUGAUGCCAUCCAGAAGACCGAGGAGCUGGAAGAGGCCAAGAAGAAGCUGGCUCAGCGUCUGCAAGAUGCAGAAGAGGCUGUGGAAGCUGUCAAUGCUAAAUGUUCCUCCCUGGAUAAGACUAAACACAGACUCCAGAAUGAGAUUGAAGAUCUCAUGGUGGAUGUGGAGAGAUCCAAUGCUGCUGCUGCUGUUCUGGACAAGAAGCAAAGAAACUUUGACAAGGUCCUGGCAGAGUGGAAGCAGAAGUAUGAGGAGUCCCAGACUGAGCUGGAAAGCGCCCAGAAGGAGGCCAGAUCCCUCAGCACUGAGCUGUUCAAACUGAAGAACUCCUAUGAAGAGUCUCUGGAUCAUCUGGAGACCAUGAAGAGGGAGAACAAGAACCUCCAAGAGGAAAUUUCUGACCUGACUGAGCAACUUGGUGAGGGUGGAAAGACCAUCCAUGAGUUGGAGAAGAUUCGUAAACAGCUGGAGCAGGAGAAGGCUGAGAUCCAGACUGCUCUGGAGGAAGCUGAGGGCUCCCUGGAGCACGAGGAAGGCAAGAUUCUCAGAGCUCAGCUGGAGUUCAAUCAGGUCAAAGCUGACAUUGAGCGCAAACUGGUGGAGAAGGAUGAGGAGAUGGAAAUGGCCAAGAGAAACCAGCAGAGAGUGGUGGAUACCCUGCAAAGUUCCCUGGAGUCUGAGACUCGCAGCAGGAACGAGGCUCUCAGGCUGAAGAAGAAGAUGGAGGGAGACCUCAAUGAGAUGGAGAUCCAGCUCAGCCAGGCCAACAGGCAGGCAGCCGAGGCCCAGAAGCAACUCAAGGGCCUCCAUGCACAUAUGAAGGACUCCCAACUGCAGCUGGAUGAUGCUCUUCGUAGCAAUGAUGAUCUGAAGGAGAACAUUGCCAUUGUGGAGAGACGUAGCAAUCUGCUGCAGGCUGAACUGGAUGAGCUGAGGUCCAUGGUGGAGCAGACUGAGAGAGGCCGCAAACUGGCUGAGCAGGAACUGCUGGAUGUCAGUGAGAGGGUUCAGCUGCUACACUCUCAGAACACCAGUCUGCUGAACCAGAAGAAGAAGCUAGAGGGUGACACUUCCCAGCUUCAGAAUGAAGUGGAGGAGGCUGUGCAGGAGUGCAGGAAUGCUGAGGAGAAAGCCAAGAAGGCCAUCACUGAUGCUGCCAUGAUGGCAGAGGAGCUGAAGAAGGAGCAGGACACCAGUGCUCACCUGGAGCGCAUGAAGAAGAACAUGGAGCAGACCAUCAAGGACCUGCAGCACCGUCUGGAUGAAGCUGAGCAAAUCGCCAUGAAGGGUGGCAAGAAGCAGGUCCAGAAGCUGGAGGCCAGGGUGAGGGAGCUGGAGACAGAGGUGGAGUUGGAGCAGAGGAAGAGCAGUGAUUCAGUGAAAGGAGUCCGUAAAUAUGAGAGACGCAUCAAGGAGCUCACCUACCAGACUGAGGAGGACCGUAAGAACUUGAGCCGUCUGCAAGACCUGGUGGACAAACUGCAGCUGAAGGUCAAGUCCUUCAAGAGAACUGCAGAGGAGGCUGAGGAACAGUCCAACUCUAAUAUGGGAAAGUUCCGUAAAAUUCAGCAUGAGCUGGAUGAAGCAGAGGAGAGGGCUGACAUUGCUGAGUCCCAGGUCAACAAGAUGAGAAGCAAGAGUCGUGAUGUAGGAUCAAAGAAAGGACAUGAUGAAGAGUGAAGCUCUCAGAUGGACGUCUUUACAUCUUGAAACUGUUUUAGUAAUUUAGCCUUCCCUUUGUUCUUCAUGCAUCUGAAACUGUACAGAAUAAAGAGUAUCAAUGGAAA
This is a messenger RNA of Osmerus eperlanus (European smelt), 6006 nucleotides long. RefSeq names its product myosin-7-like. The transcript has 38 exons. The record is from RefSeq and is a predicted model, not a curated record. Gene Ontology annotation, molecular function: actin filament binding; ATP binding; microfilament motor activity. The coding region runs from base 92 to 5899 and encodes 1935 amino acids. NCBI's taxonomy places the organism in Eukaryota, Metazoa, Chordata, Actinopteri, Osmeriformes, Osmeridae. Gene Ontology annotation, biological process: sarcomere organization; cardiac muscle contraction; adult heart development. Gene Ontology annotation, cellular component: myosin filament; cytoplasm; myosin II complex.